Coniosporium apollinis CBS 100218 is the source of this 1344-nucleotide messenger RNA. RefSeq lists its product as uncharacterized. The transcript has 3 exons. Bases 1 to 1344 code for a protein of 447 amino acids. Gene Ontology annotation, molecular function: molybdenum ion binding; pyridoxal phosphate binding; catalytic activity. Lineage: Eukaryota; Fungi; Ascomycota; Dothideomycetes. The record is from RefSeq and is a predicted model, not a curated record.
AUGGAGUCCCUUUCCCGGAAAGAUGCUAUCUGGGAAGCCGCUACAUUCUUUUUCACUUGUUUGGUCUUCGUAGUCCCACUAGUUGUCGUUUUCUUCUUAACUCCGCAGAUCAGCCUAGGAGUGCAAGAAAAGCCCCCAGCAGGCUGCCGCAAGCUGGGCCUUGCUACGAGUAGUAAUCUCGAUGACCAGUAUGAGCAAAGGUACAGGCAGAGCAAUACUCCGGAUAAGGGUGCCGGCGGCUCUCCGAUUGGCAAGGUCAAAGCUCUGUUUGUAUAUCCGAUCAAGAGCUGUUACCCCGUGGAGCUGCUUCAGGGUGAAAUUGUCCGCACAGGCAUCAAGUACGAUCGUCAGUUCUCCUUCGCUCAGCUCAUUAGUGGACAGCCAGAGCUCGAUACCGGCAAGACGAGCCAUACCUGGAAGAUCAUCACGGCGCGUCAGUUUCCGCGUCUCACGAAAGUCAAAACGGAGGCCUGGGUGCCUGAUCCGAAAUCAUCUUCCUACACCAAGAACAAUCUAUGGGCGAAGAGCGAUGGCUGCAUCGUCGUGACCUUCCCGUUCACGCCCGAUAUCACCAUGAGCAGAGAAGGCUUGGCCAACCUCUGGACAGUCAUAAAAGCGAAGCUUGCAGCCGGCAGCUUGACCGCUGAGCCGACUGUAUCAUUUCGCUUACCAUUCGAUCCAACGGCAGAACGUAUCGAGCGCAAAAAGUACACACGCGAGGAAUUGGCCGUCUUCAAGGACUCGCCACAGGCCCUUAACGUGGGGACUGAGAUCGAACCCAAUGUGCUCGCACAGCUGAAGUACUUUCUUGGCGUUAGCAACCCCUUGACUCUCUUCCGUAUCGACAAGCAGAGCUAUAGAGAAGUCCACCGCUGCGCGCCGGGGAAGGAGGAGGUUGGUUAUCAGCCUGUCAUCGGGCUUUCUGAUGGCUAUCCCCUGCACUUGCUCAAUCUAGCCAGCGUCCGAGAUGUCGAAUCACACCUGCCAAUGGAGGGCCCCAAGUCGUUGAACGCAAUCCGCUUCCGCGCCAAUAUCUACAUUACUGGCCCUCCCCCUUUCGCUGAAGAUUCGUGGAAGUUCGUUCGCAUAGGGUCAACAAAGUUCCAAGUCUCCUGCCGCACCGCACGCUGUGUGCUGCCCAAUGUUGACCCUAAGACGGGCGUCAAAGACAACAAUGAGCCACUGAGCACUCUGCGAUCUUAUCGACUUGUUGACGAGGGAGCAGGAGCGAGCCCGUGCCUGGGCAUGCAGAUGACUCCUGUGUCUGCAGAUGGUGGUGAAGUCAGGGUCGGCGAUGAAAUUGAGGUGCUUGAGACUGGCGAGCAUCACUAUAUCAAACCAUGA